This is a messenger RNA of Morus notabilis, 1481 nucleotides long. Its product is annotated as rab3 GTPase-activating protein non-catalytic subunit. Lineage: Eukaryota; Viridiplantae; Streptophyta; Magnoliopsida; Rosales; Moraceae. The transcript has 8 exons. The record is from RefSeq and is a predicted model, not a curated record. Gene Ontology annotation, biological process: regulation of GTPase activity. The coding region runs from base 192 to 1481 and encodes 429 amino acids.
AUGAAAUUGUGAUUUCCUUCCACCUCUCUUCUUUCAUCCGUCUCCCUCCUUUUAUCUAUCCCUUCCCUUGUACCAUCUGUUAUGUGCUACAAUUUUCUUUCAAAAAAAAAUUAGUGAGCACGUUAAAAUCGGGUACAAAGUUAAAUGAGUAUGUUUUUUUCCUUAGAAACCAGAAAUUGAGAAAGAAUGUCAUGAAAUCUCCGAAAACAACAAUGGCGAAGAGAAGCCACACGACCGAAUUGGGGUGCAUAGCGUGCGAAGAGCUCAGCGAAUUGGGCACCGGCAAGGAAGGCUGGCUCGUCGACAACCCAAACCUUCUCUGCGCCCUCGACACCCACUCCCUCGCCCUCGCCAACCGAUCCCUCAUUCUCACUCUCUCCUGGUCCCACUCUGAUUCCGAUUCUUCCCGGGUCAAGAUCCGACCCGAUUUGUCCCCCAUCGAGGCCGAGUUCAUCUCCGCCGUCGAAUGGCUGGUCUUCGAUGACAUUCGGGCGAUCGCCGUCGGCACCUCUUGUGGGUAUCUCCUGAUUUACUCUUUGGCCGGGGAGUUGAUUCAUAAGCAGUUUAUAUAUCCUGGACGGGUUUUAAAGUUGAGAGUUCGUGGAACAAAGAGAGAUUUGAUCGAAGAAACAUCCUCAGAGGAGGUUUGUGUUGUUAUGCCAGGUGUAAUUGCUCGUUUCUAUGGCUCUGAAAUUCAGAGUAUGCUGCAACAAUGGUACCAUGAUUCAAGUUCUCGAUUUUGGGAUAAAAGACCUAGAAAGCAAGAAUCUGAUGAUUUUGGAAAUCCUUAUGGGAGAUUGUCCUUCCAGCUGUGGAACGUCAGCAAAUCUGGCACUUGUGCUGAUGCCGCAAUUAGUGGAAUGAUGCCUCCACCACUGAUGGAGCUUCAGUCAAGUCAGCGCUAUUACUGUGCAAUCACUGUCGGAGAGAAUGCUGUGAUCUCAGCCUUCAGGCUGUCAGAGGACAAAAGUAGGUCUUUAGUGGGAGCUAUCAUAUCUAAAGUUGUUCCUGCAGCAUUUUCAACAAUAGCUUCCUUUUCUAAAAUGAUUUGGCGGAGUGAACAAAAUUCACCGAGAAAAUCAAAUAUAAAGCCUCAAGCUUUUGCUCGAGCUUCUCCGUUGACAUCUUUGAAGGAUUAUCCAAGAAAAGGUGAGAAGCUCACCUUAUCGCCUAGUGGCACAUUGGCAGCAAUUACAGACUCACUUGGUCGUAUAUUGCUAUUAGACACUCAGGCACUUGUUGUAGUGCGAUUAUGGAAGGGAUAUCGUGACGCUAGCUGUCUAUUCAUGGAGAUGCUUGUCAAUCGAGAUACUGCCGCUUCUAGUUCCAAUUACUAUGAACCUGUGAAGAGUGAUUACUGCUUGUGUUUGGCUAUUCAUGCCCCCCGAAAAGGCAUCAUUGAGUCAGUCUUCUUGAAAAAUAAUCCUCUGCCAGGUGAUCCUUUGAGAUACCUAAGUAUCUUGUAUACUGCCUCCAAGUGA